Melampsora larici-populina 98AG31 is the source of this 2736-nucleotide messenger RNA. RefSeq lists its product as uncharacterized. Gene Ontology annotation, cellular component: cytoplasm. Bases 1 to 2736 code for a protein of 911 amino acids. Gene Ontology annotation, molecular function: protein tyrosine/threonine phosphatase activity; MAP kinase tyrosine/serine/threonine phosphatase activity. The record is from RefSeq and is a predicted model, not a curated record. The transcript is spliced from 2 exons. NCBI's taxonomy places the organism in Eukaryota, Fungi, Basidiomycota, Pucciniomycetes, Pucciniales, Melampsoraceae. Gene Ontology annotation, biological process: negative regulation of MAPK cascade; protein dephosphorylation.
AUGUCAUCAUCAUCAUCAUCAUCAUCAACCAACAACAACAACAACAACAACAACAACACUUCGAAUCUCAACUUACCUUCUAUCAUUCUACCUCAAAUCAAUCAUUAUCAAUCGGAUCAAACUAUUACUUUCAAUCAAUCUAAACUUAACUCUCAACCUCAAAUCAAUCAGCAUCUAAAUCAUCUAAAUCAUCAUCAUCUUCAAUCUGAUCAACUAGAACUAGAUUUAGAUUUAGAUUCAGAAGAACUCACUCCAUCAGAAAUAGUACAAGAUCAUGAUGAUGAUGAAGAUGAAGAUGAUGAUGCUCAAUAUGCAAUGCCAAUGGAUGAUCCUUAUGCUGAAGUAGAACAUGGUUGGAGAAGAAUGAGUGAAACGGCUGUCUCUUCAUCUCAAAAGAAUCCAAAACAUCAAAUCAAACCUAUCAACACUUGGUCAAAUCUAUCUAAUCCAAAUAAUGAAGAAGUCGUCAAUCAACUCAGCGGUUUCUCUUUCUCAACAAGUCAAUCAUCUAAACCUAACAAAUCUCUCAAUCAAUCUUCUCUACAAUCUAGAAAGUUUUCACUUCCUGCUCCAAUCUUAUCGAAUCAUCCCAAUCCUUCAUCUGGUGUAUUUAAUCUUAGUAUGAGACGUUCAGAUCAACCACCAAACUCAUUCAAACCACCUGGUUCAGCUAGUUCAAACAAAACUUCAUUCUCAAAUAACGAACUCAUCAUCAAUCCUCCUCAUCGAUCUCGUUUACCUAGCUUUUCUACCGAACUUGAACCUAUCUCUGGUAGUCCUACUUCUCCUGAUUCUCCUAUGAUUGUGAAUUCAUCCGAUUCGACUACUUCUACUUUCAGUACUUGUACCACUAACACUCCUCCUCAUUCUAUCAAAUCAAUUCGAAAUCAAUCACUUCCACCUAGUCAAUCAGCCUUUCACCCUCCGCCUUCUUCUUCUUCUUCACUCUCGGGUCUUCAUCAAUCAUCGCGUACCAGCACCAGUUGGAAAUCAAAUUCUCAAGAUCAAUCUUACAGUGCAUUUGAUCCCACUUCUUCUUCAUCUUCUUCCUUGUGCUCAUCAUCCGAUGAAGGACUCUUACGUCGAGCUUCUUGUUCAUCACUUGCAAGUGUAGCUAGUCUUACUAGUAGUCAAAACGGAUCGACCUCUGGUCUUAAAGCCCGUCGAGGAUUGACCAAACCUCUUUCAUUAGCAAUGCCAUCUUCUAAUCUUUCAACUACUGCCCCAACUCCUCUCACCGGUCUCAACACUCGAUCUCAUCUUCAUCCUUCAUCCAAUGACAAAUCCAAUGCGUUUCGCUCACUUCCUCCUUCCCCUCGUCUUACUACAUCUGACCAUCUUAACAUGAGGGAUCAAAUCGUAGGUAUGAGAGCCAAUGUCACUGGAAGUCUUUCUAUGAAACGUCGUACCUCUAUUCCUCGUCUCUCUCUAGGUGGGAUCUCUCACGCCACACCUACGCUAGAUCCCAAUCGACGAAGUUCAUUGGCUGUGACCUCGUCUAAUGAUUAUGUCAAGCUCUUGGGAAGAAAUUUGGAAAGAUCAUCGAAUUCAUCAUCUGUAGCUUCCACCCCACUUCGAUUACAUUUCGAUCCGAUGGCAGCUCGAGAUGGCAAAACAGAAUUGAUGAGUUCACAAGUCGGAGUAGGAGGUCGAGGGCAUAUUGAAAGACCUCAGGCUGGGAUCAAUGGAGAACCGGUAGAAGAAUAUCCAUAUCAAAACGGACCUCGUGAGGUUUUACCUGGGAUCUACCUUGGAUCCGAACAAAACGCAAGAGAUGUGAGCUUAUUGAAUGAGAUGGGCUUUAGUUGUAUUAUCAAUGUAGCCAAAGAAGUGGAAUGUCCUUGGAGUUUACCUACCUAUCCAUCUCCAUCUUUAACACCCAUGACGAUGAAUCCCGGGGAAAUGAUGAGUGUGGAGACAACAGCUCAUCAAGACUUGACACCUAUUGUUUUAGCUACUCCUCAUCCUCCUCAACGAUUACAAGUACCUAAUCAGAUUUCCAAUCAAAGUAACAGUCGAACGUUUUUAGUUAGACCAACAGCUUCGACACCAAACCUUCAUAGAUCAUACCAAAGAUCACCAGAAUCGAAUCCACUCUUAAAAUCUGGUUCGAUCUCAACACAUCAUAAGAAAGCAUCAGUGAAAGACUUACCGAUGAAUGCGAAUGGAGAAAUCGAAUGUGAGUUUCCAUCCGAUCAAAGCACAGGCCGACCAUGUCUAGAGUAUCAUAAAUUACCUUGGUCACAUGAUCAAGACGGUUUGGCUAUCGGUGGGAAAUUUGAUGAGGUCUUUGGAAAGAUUGAUGUGGCGAUUCAAAAUGGAAAAAAGAUUUUGGUUCAUUGUCAGUGUGGGGUUUCACGUAGUGCUACUUUGGUGAUUGGUUAUUGUAUGAGAGAAUCGGUUUUGAAACGAACUAGUUUGGGUUUGGGUGAUCAUUCAUCUCAGAAUGGGACUAAUGGGAAUGGUGGGAUGCAUGAAGCUUAUACGUUUGUGAAAGAAAAAAGCCCUUGGGCUGGUCCAAAUAUGGGAUUGAUUUAUCAAUUAAUCGAAUAUGAAAAAGUUUUAAAAAAGAAAAUCUUGAUGAAUAAUCACCUUAGUAACUGUAAGAGUAGUGUUGGAAAUGGAAAUGGAAAUGGAAAGAUGAUGAUUAUGAAUGAACAAGAAGAAGAAGAAGAAGAAGAAGAAGAAGAAGAAUUGGAUGGGGCUAGAACUCCUACUGGAGGACUUGAUGUGUGA